AUGCUCUCCUUCCCUGAUGCUGUCUCCCUACAACUGAAAUCCCUAAACCUAAGUCAGAUAAUGAAAGAGCCAACCCAUAUCUCUCUCAAAGACUCCAACAAGUCCUCUCUCAUUGACAUCCUUCUCACCAACUUCCCCUCCCACUGUCAGUUUGGUGUAUUCUCCCAAUAUCUCAGUGACCACUGUCUUAUAGGCUGCAUCAGAAGUGCUAGUUCGUAAACGCUGCUACAAACGUUUUGAUGAGCAAGCCUUUAUGCAUGACUGCUAUCACACCAACUGGCAGAGUCUGAUCCCCUCUGUUGAAGAUGCCUGGUCGUACUUCAAGAACACAUUUACGCAAAUACUCAAUAAACACGCUCCAAUUAAACAAUACAGAUUCAAGUACCGCUCCAACCCC
Coregonus sp. 'balchen' is the source of this 397-nucleotide messenger RNA. NCBI's taxonomy places the organism in Eukaryota, Metazoa, Chordata, Actinopteri, Salmoniformes, Salmonidae. The record is from the annotation of a GenBank genome assembly.